AUGUCCAGCAUCCCGCUUGCUCACGCUGCGAGGUUCAUAGAAUUUGGGACCCCUUUUCCCACCGUUCCUCUCGCGCACGGCACGUCCACGCUCCACACCUCCAUCCUCGUCCUCCACACCUCCAUCCUCGUCCUCCAAAGCUGCGUCCUCAUCCUCACCAAAGCUGCGCCCUCGUCCUCCAAAGCUGCGCCCUCGUCCUCAUCCUCGUCCUCGUCCUCGUCCUCGAGAGCCCAUACGACUUACCACGCCCACCGUUCUUGUGAACCUUGGGCAAUCUGGAACCCAGGCCAUCCCGGCGUCCCCGGCGAAACUACAAUCUAUGACACCUCCGAGACGAUCGUGCACGCCAUCGUUCCGCUCAACGGCGGCUUCCUCCUCAAGACCCUUGCGAUAUCGAUCGAUCCGUAUCUGCGCGGCUUGAUGGGCGGCACGCAUCCUGAGGCGUGGGAGGUCGGACAACCGUAA
Messenger RNA from Cyclocybe aegerita, 465 nucleotides. Lineage: Eukaryota; Fungi; Basidiomycota; Agaricomycetes; Agaricales; Hemipholiotaceae. The record is from the annotation of a GenBank genome assembly.